Anneissia japonica is the source of this 1684-nucleotide messenger RNA. RefSeq names its product QRFP-like peptide receptor. Bases 278 to 1324 code for a protein of 348 amino acids. Gene Ontology annotation, cellular component: plasma membrane. Lineage: Eukaryota; Metazoa; Echinodermata; Crinoidea; Comatulida; Comatulidae. The transcript is spliced from 5 exons. Gene Ontology annotation, biological process: G protein-coupled receptor signaling pathway. Gene Ontology annotation, molecular function: G protein-coupled receptor activity. The record is from RefSeq and is a predicted model, not a curated record.
UUGAUUUCAACGAAAGAAAAGUACAGCCGACAUUUAACCACCAUCGAUGUUAAGUGAUGAAGCAUAUUUUCUUAUUUGUUCAUAUGAAAUAUAACUUAACACUAUUAUAAUAGAUACAAACCUCGGAGACGUACUUUUCGCUUCCUGUUCCCGCUGUUUCAAUGAUAUAUAUUAAGGUGCGAUUCUAGAUUCUUUCACUUCGCUACCAAACUAUCAACUGUGAGAGUAUAAUUGUCACUACAAAAGGCAAAGCAAAUACGUGUAUGUCUUUUUGAAAAUGACGGAUGAUAGUGAACUUACCGGUUACAACAUGACGAGAGAACCACCACCCUGGAUAAAUUGCUCAAUAUAUGUCUUUGAAACAAUCUUUUUGAAUUACAAGGUUCUUCAUAAUAUUGGUAUUAUUGAUUCUUACGCGAAGUAUUUGUUCGCCAUUAUCCUGAUUGUGUUAUUUCUAACUGGAUGUACUGGCAAUAUCCUUGUUAUUACAUUGAUUCAUCGAUGCAGACACUUACGAGGUGCACCUGCCAUGUUGUUAGCAAACCUUUCAGUAGCCGACCUGUUAGUUUGCAUUGUUUACUUUCCAUUUUAUCUAUACAUUUUUUUGGCGUCAAGAAUUUGUAUCCAUAAUUCGGAAUUUGUGAUGAUUAAUGUUCUUCAGUUCAUUGAAUUCCUAUCACCACUAUGUUCAGUUUUGACGCUUAUAGCUAUUAAUAUUGAGAGAUAUUACGUUGUGAAAUUCCCGCUGAGAGUCCGCACUGUUAUCACGUUCAGAAGAAAAUUGUUAGUAAUCGCAAGUAUUUGGCUGAUUUCAAUCCUGUGCUCAUGUAAUAUUUUUAUAAAAAUAAAAGAAUAUAUUAGUAUUCAUGAUGGAGUUGGUAGAAGUGCUUACACUAGGAACUGGUGGAUUCCCAUUACACAAAUAUAUAUUCCUGCAGUCAUCCUGAUAGCAUCUUGUGUGGUUACAACUACAACCCUCUGCAAAAGAAUACACUGUAGUAGUGUGCAUGGAGUCAUCACAAGUUCUAACAUAUCCCCAUCUUCAGGCAAUUCUCUAAUAAUUACAAAGAAGGCUAUCAAAACAGUAAUCAUCGUGACCGUGGUUUUCUUGUGCAUGACGUUACCGAACGCUGUUGCUCGUUAUUUUCUUACAAAAACGUUUCUCAAGGUUCCUCAGUAUCCCUUAAUAGAGCUAAUAACUAAUAUACUUAGGCUAUCUAACAGUUGUAUUAAUCCAUUCAUAUACGCUUUGGUGUCCAGAAGUUUUCGGUUGGCUGUAAAAUUAACAUUUUGCAAAAGAACAGCUCAACAAAAUAGAAGUUAGGGAAGCCAUGGAUGCAUUAGAUAAGCGCAAUGAUGCCUUCUAUUAACUAUUAUUUUAUUGUAUAAUAACGCCAGAUGUUCCGACAUUUGGAUUUGCUAAAAUAUAAUUGAACAUAAACCAGAUUAUCCACUAAUUAGUCAUAAAUAAAACAAAAAGACAGUAACUCCGAAAGAGACAAAGACAUUUUGAGAUGAACGUUUCGAUAUUUUUGAUCAUUUCAAGAAUACUGAUGAGACAUUGUUAAAUAAUCUUCGAUUGUUCAUUGUUUGUUCAUGACAAUAAUAGUUAAUGUAAGACACAACUCAUUUUUAAUUACCUCGUUUUAAUUGGCUAGAUUCAAUUUUGAUUUUAACCUUAUUG